Messenger RNA from Parasteatoda tepidariorum (common house spider), 4522 nucleotides. Its product is annotated as CD151 antigen. NCBI's taxonomy places the organism in Eukaryota, Metazoa, Arthropoda, Arachnida, Araneae, Theridiidae. Gene Ontology annotation, cellular component: plasma membrane. The record is from RefSeq and is a predicted model, not a curated record.
AGCUCGGGGUGCUCUCAUGCGGAACUCCGAGGUCAGCCUUUUCGCUUUCUCUCAGCUGAACGAAAAAUGAAAACAAAACAAAUAUUCGAUCCGGGCAGACCCCUAGGCAUCUGUUAUAGCAGGAAGUAAAUAUCUUAUCGAAUGAAUUGUCCGAGAAAUCAAAGAAAAAAAAGCAAAACGUCAUUCCAUUUGUUAAGUUUUGAAAUGUGAUUGUGUCCACGUGUAUUCGAUUUGGAAGUGUUCUGUGUAUUGUUUUUAUUUCGAAUGCAAUUUGGAACUAACAUCGUCUGCUCAUGCGGUUCCAUCUGCCCCAGCUGCCGAGAAUGGUGGAGGGGUUUGCCAAAGUAGUGAAAUAUGCUCUUUUCCUAGCAAACUGUGUCAUACUGAUAUGUGGAAUUGCUGUUUUCGCAGUCGGGAUAUGGACGAUCGCAGAUCGAUCGUUCAUGGAACGAUUGCUGGGUACCGAUCUCUACCUCAGUUCGGCCAUAAUUCUGAUAGCCACGGGUGUGAUUGUGACGAUUAUCUCAUUUCUGGGUUGUUUUGGAGCCAUUAAAGAAGUGAAAUGCAUGCUUCUUACGUUUUUCAUCAUUCUCUUCAUGAUAUUCAUCAUAAUGCUAGUAGGCGGAAUUUUAGGCUACGUCUUCAGAAACGAGGUGGAGAAGCAGAUGAAUCAGGAGAUGAUAAUGUCCAUACCCCUCUAUAGAAAUGAGACAGCCGUCACAGAUGCCUGGGACUCAGUUCAGGAAUACUUCAAAUGUUGCGGUAUGAUACAGGAACAAGAUGCUAGUUAUGAAAUUUGGUCGAAAAAGAAUAAAGAGUUUAGUGGUAACAAGCGAGUACCAGAAUCCUGCUGCAGGCAAAAGGACCAGAGCAGCAUUCGCAACUGCCAGAUUUCUCCUUGGGGUGGCGAUGCUUUCACUGAGGAUUGUUAUAUGAAAAUGAAAGACUUUGUAAAAGAUCAUGCUCUUAUAUUAGGCGGAAUAGGAAUAGGAAUUUCCUGCGUGCUGAUCGUAGGCAUGAUGCUGUCCUGUGCGUUGUUCUUGAUGAUCAACUAAUCCAGAAAACUGUCCAACACCAACCUCAUCAAAAUCUUUUUCCUUUUUUGGAAUGAGCUGGAUAUAAGUGGAUUUGGUUCUCGCUUAUUUCAUUUCAUUCGUGUUUGUAAAUAUUUAUGCAUUGCGAAUGGCCUUCUACUUAAAACUGUUAUGUAAGCAAGAAUUAAGUUGCGAUUUUAAGAAGAAAAGAAAAAUUUAGUCAAGAAAUUAAAAAUUGUUGAAGUUUGUUAAGAUGCAAUAACGGAUGUUGCGGGACUGGCAAACUCCUUGAUUAGAUUUGAUUAAAAGGAAAAAAAUAGAAAAAAAAUAAUCAAAAGAUUUUGCAACCACGCAUAUUCAUGGACAUCUAAAUCCUAAUUUUAAAUUCAUUUUAUGUGAAUACAUGCCAUUGCAAAAAAAGUUCCUUGAAAUUUUUUUUAAAAUUUUUAUAAAUGUAAAAAAUAUGACAUAUUAUUAUGAUAUAAUACUCCUUUUAUAAAUUUGUUUUAUUCUAUUCAUCAUAAAAUAUUUUGCUUAAAUUUUAUGAUUAUUUUAUAUUGAUUUUCCUUGAAAUAUUUUGCUUAAGCCAAAUAGCUUAAUUUCAAAGCAAAAAUGUUAAUAAUAGAUUUAGAAUUUUAUUAACCUUAGUCGUCGAUUGUAUGUCCUCUUUUGCUGCAUGCCUGGGCGCAUUGCUCCUCAACACGCCACUACAGAAAUAUUAAACUUUUUAAUUAGCAUUUUAGUCACUGGAGAAAUAAUUAAGCCAAUUUUUUAAACAAAUAUUUUUAUCAACAAGUUGUAUCCUAAUUUCUACGAUAAAAACAAAUUUUUGUUUUAUAAUUAAUAUAAAAUUUAAUUUGUAUUUUUAAGAGAAUGUUCAAUGUAUAAUGAAUGUUUAGUUUUUUAAAAUUUUGAAGAUUAAAUACACAAGGUCUAGGUAAACAAUCGAGAUCAUAUUUUAUUAAAUUGAAACAUAUGAUUAUUUUAUCUUAUGUUAACAAAAGUUGAUUCUUUGAAGAUUUAGACGAAACUAAUAAUUGCCAUUAAACAUUUAAAGAUAAAAAGCAAACAUAACUAAAACUAUUUACCUAAACCAUGAUUUUUGUUCUAUUUAUACCCAAUGUGUUGACUUAUUUCUAUGUUAGACUGCAAACAACUAUUCCACGUGCAUUUUUUCAUUUAUGUAUACAAUAUUAUUUAUGUAUUUAUAUAUUUAUUCUAUUAAAUGUGGGUUGUCUUUUUCUAUAUGAGAAAUUUUUCCUUACUUUUAAACAUGGUUACGUUAAUUUCUCCCAUAUGAUGAAUCAAGGUUUUUAUUUGUGACUAAAUAAGCAUUGUAAUCAUGACGUUUACUAUUGCGAAAAACGUCUAUGUUAGAAAGAACCUAAAUUAUAGAUGUGGCUAGACGUUUUUUUAAUUAUUAUUGUAACAUCCAUUAAUGCUGUGAUCCGCUGGCCACGGUCCGAUACCUGUCCAUGGAUUAAAUGGUACCGAGUCGCCCAAAGUAACAUUAAAUUUCCAUUUUAAUUAUUCGACUUUCCAUGGGACUGGAAGCUGAGAUACGUCCCCUAAAGCCGCGCCAUUACCGCCCAUGAAAUUAUAAUUUAUUUUGAAACCAUGUCUGAAAAAAAAUAAAGUUAUUAAAUCGAAGUAUUCUAAAAUAUAAGCAAUGAACGGCCGUGGUAAAAUUUUCAAUCUUUGACCGGUAAGCGGGGCAUUCACUAUUGCAUAUAAGUUGGGGAACCCAGCAUUAAUGCAUAUAACGUAUACCUCAUGAAGAACCAAGGUUUUAGGUAAUAUUAAACGUGUAUUAUAAUCUUGUGAUCUACUAUAGCAAAAAAAGUCUACCUUAUGAAGAACCAAGUAUGGCUGUAUAUCCUUUUUUUUUAGUAAUGGCAUUCACUAUUGCAUAUAACGUGUACUUUAUGAAGAAACAAGGUUUUAAAUGGCACAAUUUUUUUAAUCAUUACGCCUACUAUUGUAAAUAACUUCUACUUUAUGAAGAAGCAAAAUUUUUAAUGCGUUUAGGCAUUCUUUUUUUAAUAUGGCGUCCUCUACUGCAUAUAAUGUAUAUUUUAUAAGAAACAAGAUUUAAAAUGCAGCUAAACGAUUUCUUUUUAAAAUUUUAAUCAUGAGGCAUACCAUUGCAAAAGAAGUAUACGCUUUCAAGAAGCAAGGUUUUAGGUAUGACUAGGCGUUUUUUUAAAUUAUAAAGGUGUCUAAUACUGAAAUAACUUAUACUUUAUGAAGAAUCUGACUGGACAUUCUUUUUUUUUUUAAAUUUAUCACGGCGUACUUUAUUGAAAUUACGUAUACCUUAUAAGGACUCUUGCUUGACCUCUAACCGAUUUAAUCAAAAUAAUCAUAACUCUUAUAAGAUUAUAUUUUUAUGCAGUUUGAUUUUCAGAUACAAUUUUACUACAUCAAAAAUUUGAAGAUCCAGUUUGAUCUUAAUCAACGCAUUGAGAAAAUUCGAACGUUUUUAGCUCCAAUACUAUAUUGCUAUACCAGUUGUCUAAAUAAAAUAAAAUAUUGCAUCAUUUUCUUCAAGAUUUUGAUAGAUCAAAACUUUUUUUCGAAUUCUUAUAAGGAUAAUUAAACGCUACAUCAAAAUCAUUUAAAAGCACCCGAUUUUACAUAUUUUUAAAAGUUUUACGUAAUAUGAAUUUUUUUUUUAAACAUGAAAUAGUUUCGAAAGAGUUAAUGAAAAUUGUCUUACGUAUUCUUCACUGAAGAAGUUGAGUAAAAUUUAUUCAAAAUUCUGCCAAAAGCCAAAAUAAGAUACGGAUAUUUUUCCGAAUAAUCUCUCAAAAUUUCGUGCCUUUCUUUCUUCAAUUAUUUAUUUCUUAGCAAGUCAGGCUUAUGGUUUAUAAAGGAUUACCGACAAUCUAUAUUCAUAUCAAUUCUUGCAGUAUUUUUUUACCACUCAUUUCAAACGCAUUUCUUUAUAUAUUUGCCCAGAAUUGAAAAAUUAUUUCAAUCUGGUACUUGCAACAAACAACAUGGUUGUGCAUGGCGUGUUAAUAUUACAGCUUUAAGGCUUAGGUUUAUUAUCACACUGUAUCAAUUUACUGAUUAGAUUUAAUUGGAUAUCUGCAAGUGACGUCACGCGUGUGUGUCAAACCUGAUUGGCUAACCAACGCGUGACGUUGAUUGCAAACAUCCAAUUGCAGAAUUUAAUUUUUGAUGAACAUGAUGCAUUGUAAUUUAUUAAUGUAAUCAAAGAGAAUCAAAGUGUCAUGAAAUCAAAGUGUUUUUGAAAAUAUGAAAGCCAUUCGUUAUGGCUAUACUUGUGUUAGUAACCAUCAUAAUGAUGGAAUAAUUUUUUGAAAUAUAUUUGUCUCCAUGUUUCCUUAUGGUACUGUAAAUUAUUUUAUCUGUGUGGCUUAUUAUACAAAUAUGGUGAUUAAAACAUGUUACCUGUAUGUAAUGUUCACUUCAGAAUGUAUUAUACGUUUCGUUUUUAAAUAAAGAUGUUUGUUCCCUUG